AUGGACCGUCUCUUGAUUUGGAAGAGGCCGCUAAGUUGUGUUCAAUUCGUCGAGGCAGAUCUGCGACCGGACGCCUCUUUUCAUGCCGAUGCGGUAGAGACUAAGGAUGCGCAAGAGCACCGGCGCAGCGAAGCGCGCUCAGAAAUUCCGUCGGAGCCUUCGAGUUUCGAGUGUGGGACACCAUACAAGUACGGGAUUCCAAGGAAGGAGGGCGACGACUACUGGAGCGACAUAUUUAGGCCACUCGAGGCGACUGAUAGAGACCAGUGUGUCGCGUGGAAGGAGGAGGUGCAGAAUGUCCUGAUAUUCGCAUCUCUAUUCUCUGCUGUGGUCACCGCCUUCAUCAUUGAAUCAUACAAGGAUUUGAAACCCGAUCCCAACGAAACAGCCGUUGUUCUCCUUGGGCGCAUCGUAGCUCGCCUCGACAGGAUAUCGAAUGGCUCAGCAACAUCAGCAACACCGGAUCCCGACCCUUCCACUAUCCCCUUCUCUUUCUCGCCAUCGACAAUACGAGUGAACAUCUUCUGGAUCCUCAGCCUCGUCGUCAGUCUCACGACCGUGCUCAUCGGUAUCGUCUCAUCCCAAUGGCUGCGCGAGCAUCAGCGGUACCCAGCGCAUUUCUCACCCGAGGAGAAGUUCGGGUUGCUGAACAUGCGGACGGAGAUGAUCGAAAAGUGGGGGGUUGCAGCCUUCUUCUCUUCGCUUCCUGUCCUCCUUCAGCUCGCCUUGGUUCUCUUUUUCCUCGGUCUGGCGGAUUUCCUGGUGUCACUGGGUGUCAGUCAGGUCACCAUCCCUGUCGUCGUCGCGAUAUCACUUUCCUUUUUGUUUCUUUUCGCGACGACGGUCAUUCCUGCGUUUCAAGUCUUUACAGUGCUUUCAUGGAGGUCGACGGGUGAUAACAAUGUCCCGGUUCCAUGUCCAUACCAGUCGCCACAGGCGAGACUGCUCCACUUGGCGCUCUCAAGCCGAUUGGGCAGUGUUUUCGCAUUGUACACCUUCCUCCCGAUAUAUUAUGCCAUGGACCAGUCAGUGGCGAAGCUCAAGUCUCCAGACUGGGGCAAACUCUUUCAUGACUUCGUGUACAUGAGCUUUCCUCGCCGAUUCCGCAAGUUCCUGGAGUCGGUCAACAAGUUCUUCCAGCGAAUCCUUCCUCGAUAUCUCUGGAAAGCUGAACUCUCUGACCAGGUUUCCGCUCUCACGCGCGCCCUCUCGUGGCCCGACAUGAACAUAGAAUGGAUUUCCGUCCGUCGAAGUUAUUUCCCGCCAGCCUUCUCUCCCGGUGGACCAGGAUUUUGGGAAAAUGGAUCCUUCAAAAAGGGCGUGGAAUACGGGCCUCCUUACGAUCAGAUUCAAGGCAUCAGCAACGUUUGCGGCCGGUAUCGCUAUCAUGAUGGUAUCCGGCAAGCGGCCUACCACUGCUUCAUUGACUGCAUCUCUGUGCCUGGGCUACGUCCCGGCCAGAUAGCGUUCGCCCCAAGAUCAUGGCAAUUUGCCUGCCCAUACUAUCGGGCUGUUAUCCAGUUGUUGGCGCCGAGAAACGACCUUAUCUACGUCGAACUCGUGCCUCAGAUCGAUACAUUGCAACCCGCCCUAUUACAUGACGAAGCUGUCCUCUUGUUUCUGCGGAAGUUCAUGAAGGGAGCAGCUAAAUGGGAGACGGAGUUGGAGCUUCUCUACCGGACGUAUCGUUCCCUUGACCUUGACAGUUCGAUAGAGUCUCUCGUAGUGCCAACAAGUGGAAGUGAAAUGGCUCAACGCGUUAACCGCCUGCGCUGUGGAGAUGGGCUCGGGGAGGCUAUGUUUUUCAUGGACCCAGUACACUCCAACGGGACAUUUUCAGCUGUAUUUCGAACCGAAUACCUGGAUUCUCUAUUCAACGAUAUUGCUCACAAUUUGUUUCCAUCGACCAUCCACCUCGUUUGCGGUGACUGUCUCGGUUUAUACAUCACUGAUUACCUUUUCAUCCAUCGUCCUGGAAUUCCGACGCAAGCAGUCAGCAAUCUUAAGUACCACUUUAAUUCCUACUGGAAAAGGCCAGGCAUCCAGGCGUUCCUUGUCACCUAUUCUCUACUCGAGGCGUACAGCAGGUUCUCCAACCCAGCGGAUGAAGUUUACCUCCAGAACAGUAGUACCCCUUUUAACAUAUCAGAUCUUGCCAGAGAGAUGCUCCAAGUUUGCGAGGGGAUACUCUCUGAUCCUGAGACCGAACAAAACCGAAUAUUUAUCCAGACCGUAGCUGGUAUAUGGACCAAUUGGAAUCUAGAGCGUGCAGUAGGCUACUUGCAAGGCGGCGUCAUAUGGAUAGACAAGUUGGCGAGCCAGGAUAUUCCUCAUUCUCGACGAGCAAUCCCAGCCACUCUAUCUGUGGAAGAUCUUGGUGCGGCUACGUCACCCGAAAAUGUGCCCCUCCCAGAUGAGGAGGAAUCAGAUCUGGCUUCAAAGGUUCAGGACCACGAAUCACAUCAAGACCACGACGGAAAGACCAAUGGCAUCAUGCACCCACAGUAUCGACACGAAAUAAGGCCUGGCUCAAACUCAAAAAACGAGGAGAUCACUAGCAGCCAGGUAUGA
Molecule: messenger RNA, 2571 nt
Organism: Cyclocybe aegerita
Lineage: Eukaryota; Fungi; Basidiomycota; Agaricomycetes; Agaricales; Hemipholiotaceae
Source: the annotation of a GenBank genome assembly